AGCCAGCUCAGCCAGGCAGGGCCGGGAGGGAGUGGGACAGAUUCUGGGAGUGCAGCGGGGAGGAGUCCUGGCUGGGCUGAACGGGGGAGCUGCUUGGCAGUGCCAGAGCCUAGGCCCCAGAGCCCUGCUGGAGAGGAGGUGGAUCGAGAAGGCAGGCCCCUAGAGGAGCUGAGGCAGUGCAAUGGCAGACUGCUACACGGAACUGGAGAAGGCAGUUGUUGUCCUGGUGGAAAACUUCUACAAAUAUGUGUCUAAGCACAGCCUGGUCAAGAACAAGAUCAGCAAGAGCAGUUUCCGCAAGAUGCUUCAGAAAGAGCUCAACCACAUGCUGACGGACACUGGGAACCGAAAGGCCGCCGACAAGCUCAUCCAGAACUUAGACGCCAAUCAUGAUGGACGCAUCAGCUUUGACGAGUACUGGACCUUGAUAGGCGGCAUUACCUGCCCCAUUGCCAACCUGAUCCGCCAGCAGGAGCAGCAGAGCAGCAGCUAGAGGCCUCACCACCACCUCUUCCUGGCCCUGACAGAGCCCCAGCCCUGGUGUUCCUCCCAGGCGCCCUCCUCAACUCUGCCCUCUUAGCCCCUUUCCUUGCUUCUCCCUCCAGACCUUCUCCUUACCCUUGCUCAGCAGUGGAAGGGGAGAUGUCAGGGUCCUUUUGUGAAUAUCUCAAUGUGGGGGUGCUACCCUGAGGGUCUCAGUCCCUGGAGCCAGCAGGCCCUAGGGCUCCCCUGUGAGAUCUCAAUGCUGUUUGGGGACCCCAAGAGUUUCCUCACCUGUUCAGUCUUCCAAUGUCUGCUUUUUUGUCUGAUUCCUGCCUGAUUCUGGGUCCUGACCUCCUGGGGUCAGCUUGCUGCUUGAGGUCUCCCUGCUUCUGGUGUCAGCAGUGGCAGAGACCUCUCCCCUCCUGCAUAGUCCUCAGCUGGGUAGAGAAGCAUUUCCAGGGACUCCCCUCUAGCUGCCUUUGUGUCUGGGAAUGAGCUAAGCAGGGCUGAGCCUUUUCCCUCUGCUUAGCCACUAAAAUGACAGUAAUAAAGGCUGAAUUUGGAGUUUGUA
Molecule: messenger RNA, 1054 nt
Organism: Sciurus carolinensis (gray squirrel)
Lineage: Eukaryota; Metazoa; Chordata; Mammalia; Rodentia; Sciuridae
Gene: S100a16
Product: S100 calcium binding protein A16
Exons: 3
Coding region: 182-493 (103 amino acids)
Cellular component (GO): nucleus; perinuclear region of cytoplasm
Molecular function (GO): calcium ion binding
Source: RefSeq, a predicted model, not a curated record